Molecule: messenger RNA, 760 nt
Organism: Nomia melanderi (Alkali bee)
Lineage: Eukaryota; Metazoa; Arthropoda; Insecta; Hymenoptera; Halictidae
Product: HIG1 domain family member 1C-like
Biological process (GO): mitochondrial respirasome assembly
Cellular component (GO): mitochondrion
Source: RefSeq, a predicted model, not a curated record
AACUCAAGAGACCGUUGAGAGCAGCACUGUACUAUUCUAUUCAGUUUAAACAGCAAUUGCGUCAUGACAAUGUCAUAGAAUUUUGCACAAAAGUAUUGUGCAGAGCACAUGUCGUUAUUUCAGUAUUAUUAAUAUUAAAAUUAGUGACAUUUGAACAUUGUUUAAAAACUAAAGAUAAACAAUGGAUAAUACAUCACAAUGGUUGACCGCAAAAUCAAUGGAGAUCCCAGAGGAGGCCCUCCGGCAAACAUUAGAAAAUAAUCCAGAAACAACUAUACAAGAGAAAAUAUAUUCAACUGCAGUAAACAAACCUUUUCUUGUAGCAGGAUUAGUUGGAUUUGUUGUUGUUGGUGGAAUAGGUGCUUAUAAAUGGAAAACAAGAACAAUACCACCUUCAUUAUUUCUUAUACAACUUAGAGUAGCGGCUCAGGGCACUGUACUAGCAUGUUUAGCUCUGGGAAUGUUAGGACAAAUGUAUACAGGAUAUAAAACAUAUAUGGAAAAUAAAAACAAAAAAUAGAAAUAUAUAAAUAAAUGUUCCUCUGGCCUUAUAUAGGAUGGCUGGAGGUAGAUUACAAUUAUAUAUUAUUAGAAAAAAAUAUGCAUAUUUAUGCAUAUUAACUAGGCUUGAAAAAUUUCAAAGUCUCUGUCAAAUUACGUGAUGGAGAAAUGCAACAAAUAUUAUUAUUAUUUAAAUGUGUGUCAAAAUAUUUUUGUUUUUUGAAAUGUAUAUUUUAUUAAAAUAUUACUUUGCUCGUCA